This is a messenger RNA of Astyanax mexicanus (Mexican tetra), 3066 nucleotides long. RefSeq names its product Rho GTPase activating protein 15 (gene arhgap15). Bases 323 to 1732 code for a protein of 469 amino acids. The transcript is spliced from 14 exons. Gene Ontology annotation, biological process: signal transduction; regulation of GTPase activity. Gene Ontology annotation, cellular component: cytoplasm. The record is from RefSeq and is a predicted model, not a curated record. Lineage: Eukaryota; Metazoa; Chordata; Actinopteri; Characiformes; Acestrorhamphidae.
GUCUUUAGCUUAUCAAAGAUGUGCGUAUGCUAGCAGUUAGUUAGCUCAGCAUGCUAACGCUAAGCUAUCCUUUUUCAGUCUCUAUUUUUCAAGUGUUAAACUGUCACUCUCUGUCUGUAAAGAUGUAGUAAUUAAUACCAGGUGUAAAAAAAUGGCAUUUAUUUUUGUUUUUGAGUGUAUUAAUAAACUUAAAUUGGCUCCCUGUCAGCAUUCCAUGGUACAGUUCCGCUAGCUAAAUAGCUAAGCUAACUAGCUACAUAGCUAACGCUAGAUACAGUGCACUGCAGUGGAGAGGAGCACAAUCCUGAGCUACACCAGAACCAUGCAGAAGCCCCCUGCUCUGGUUCUGCCUCCUCCUGGAUCCGUAUCCAUGAGGAUCAAGAGCGCCAAUGCCAACACUGGAGAACGCCUGAGUCAGACCAAGUCUAUGGUUAUACCAGACCUCGACACGCCUUCAAAACCUAUUAACCGGCAUCGAAGGAACCAGUCACAGCACAACGUUGGUCAGGGACUACAACAGUUUCAACCGGUUGAUUUUCAAGGGGAAUAUUUGAACAAAGCCAAGAUUUCAGAUGGAGGAAAGAAACUGAGGAAAAACUGGACAACAUGCUGGGUCGUCCUGUGUUCAAAUGAGCUGCAUUUCUACAAAGAACAAAAGCAAGAGGAACUGGCUAAAUUGAAACCAGGAGGGAAAACUGACGGAGUGGACCUUUGUGAUGCAGUCAUAGAGUGGACGACAGAAAAAUCAAGCCGGAAAAAUGUAUUCCAGAUAACAACCAGAUCUGGAGAUGAGUUCCUUCUGCAAUCAGACGACUACGCCACAAUCAGCAAAUGGCACGACGCCAUCAAAAGAGCAGUGGGCAGACUGUCUAGUGGAGAUGCAAGACCUGGCGCAGGAAAAGCCACCCUGGUGAGGUCCAACAGUACGGAAUGCCUGCCCAGACGAGGCUAUGACUCAACAAAAAUCAAAGCCAAAGAGCCGAAGCCGGAGCACAGACGCUCUAUAAUGUUCAAGUUGAACUACAGUGCAUCGGACAGUGCCGAUAAGAACGGUGUGAAGAACAGGCUGAAGAAGUUUAUCUCCAGACGGCCUUCCAUGAAAACACUACAGGAGAAAGGCCUUAUUAAAGAUUGCGUGUUUGGCUGUCACAUGUUGACCCUGUGUCAACGUGAAGGUACCACGGUUCCCAGGUUUGUCCAGAUGUGUGUGACAGAAGUGGAAAAACGAGGGUUGGAGGCUGAUGGUAUAUACAGGGUGAGUGGAAACCUGUCCACCAUUCAGAAACUACGCUUCCUAGUUGACCAAGAGGAGACGCUGAAUUUGGGCGACAGCCAAUGGGAGGACAUCCAUGUCAUCACUGGAGCUCUAAAGAUGUUUUUCCGUGAAUUGCCGGAGCCUCUGUUUCCCUUUCGCUUUUUCGACCUGUUCGUGGAAGCAAUAAAAACGAAGGAGCAGAAGCAGAAGAUCCAGUCCCUGAAGAAGCUGGUUCAUCAACUCCCAAAACCCAACCACAACACCAUGAAACUGCUGUUCCACCAUCUGCAGAGAGUCUUAACGAAGUCAAGGCAAAACCUCAUGUCCAGCCAAGGCGUCAGCAUCGUGUUCGGACCCACCCUCAUGUGGCCGGAGCUGGACGCCGGGAACAUGGCCGUCAACAUGGUGUACCAGAACCAAAUCGUAGAGUUCUUGCUGCUUGAAUGCGUGGAGAUCUUUGGGCCAGAGGACAAGUAACUUCGAGUGCUCUAAAAUAACACGGGCACAUACUGAUGAGAGGACUGCACGAAGGUUUAAGUACGGAGGAGGACGAGACCAAAGAUAGACGGAACUGGCAGGACCUUCUGUCCAGCUCCAAACAACUGCGAGUCUUGUUAUUGAACACGAUCUGUAUAAAUAAAAAAAGAGAAAUAUAAACUGUGAAGGCCAAACCUUGCAAGGCUUGCAAAUGUCCAGUGCGCAUAAGAAUGGAUAAUAUGGGGUUACAUGCUUUAAAAUAGUUGCCAGGUAAAGAAAGAUAUGUGAAGAAAUGUGUUCAUAUUAUAACAUGUGAAGUUAAGUGUCAAUAAAAAGAGAAAACUGAAAUAUUAAACAGAAAGCUGUGAAUCAUCACAUAUUUUAUAUACGUCAUUUUCUAUAUACGCCAAGUUCAGCAGGCAAGAGCUUGAAGGUGUAGUUAGCAAACCUGUUAUUAAAUAUCAAAAAAAGGUGUGCUAAUCUGAUACUCAGUAUCAGUAUGUGUAAAAUACAGGUAAUAGUCCGAUUUGAUGCUGGAGAAACUUGACUGAAAACUCAACCUUUACUGCUUCUUAAUACGUUACGGGUAGAAUUCAUAGAUAAGGUGCAAAUUAAGGUGGGAGAGGAUUUUAAGUUCGCCUUAUAGUCCGAAACAAUACGGUACAUACAAUUCUUUAAAAUGUCAAAAUGUAAACAGGAGAAGGAGAAACCUUCUCAACUUUCUAUGUAGGCCAGUAUUAAAUAGUUGUUUUCUGAAUCAUUUUACAGCAUUUGUGAUGUUUCAUUCAUUAAGGCAUUUUGACACAAACAUUUUAAUUACAUUAUCUCAAAAAGUGAAGAAUGACAAAAACAGAGAUUCAAAGGUUUUGGGUUUCGCUUUAUUUCGAUGGUCUAUUAUAGAUGUUCACUUGUCAUUCAACUAUCAUUUAACUAACCUGCACCUGAACUCUCAGCUGAAUGUAAAUGACUCUCAAUAGAAUCUAACCCUACACCUACCCCAUAGUCUAGCAGUCUAGCCUUAACUUUAACCUUCAACCAACCCUAAAACCUAUCCCUAAGUUUAGGCCUAGGUGUAAGGUUGCAUUCAAUAGAAAAUAAAACCUGAAAUAUACAUUUAGGAUAAAGUUCAGUUGAAUUUAAUAGACAUUUAACUGCAUGUGAGUUGAGCAUCUACAAGGCAUCUACAAUGAACCAUCCAUGUAAAGUGUUUACAGGUUUUGUGUUACUUUGACUAUAUAUACAGUACAGCAUUCAUCUUUUCACCAUUUUUCACUUUGUUUCAAAUAUACUUUUUUAAAGUACUUUUGUAAAUAAAAAGUCUAAUACCCUGGUUA